AGCAGCGCGUCUCUCACCGCGCCUUGGAUGCCGUGUGACCAGCAGCAGUGAGCGAAGAAGCCGUGCAGCAGAGCGCCGUCAGCACACCAGCACAGCAAAAAUACAACCCAAACGAUGACAUUCUUACAGAGACGACAGAAGCAAACAAUCAUUUGACAACUUCACUGCCUGCACCUUGUAUUCGCUGCUUAUUGCUGAAAGCGCCCUGCUCCAACUUUCCGGCCCUGCCCCAGAGCCCAUCGGCCCCUCCAGUCCAGAAGGACCAUGAUGCUCAGCAGCUCCGUGGAGGUGCCCAGCCCGGGUGGGUUAAGCGGCCUAAGUGGGCUUAGCGCAGCGGCCCGGAACGUGGUGCGCUCGUCCAGCAUCUCUGGGGCCAUGUACAGUCUGGAGAAGAGUCCCGGCAGUGGGGGCCCGGACUCCUCGUCACUGACUGGCAACAAGAAGCGGCGCUCCAGUCUGGGUGCCAAGAUGGUGGCCAUUGUGGGGUUGUCGCAGUGGAGCAAGAGCACGCAGCAGCUCAACCAGCAAGACGGCGGGACGAAGAAGCUCCGCAGCACCAUCCGGAGGAGCACAGAGACAGGCAUUGCUGUGGAGAUGAGGAACAGAGUGACACGGCAGGGCAGCAAAGACUCAACUGACGGCAGCACCAACUCAAACAGCUCUGAUGGAACGUUUGUCUUCCCUACCACACGCCUCGGGCCUGAGAGUCAGUUCAGUGACUUUCUGGAUGGACUAGGCCCCGCUCAGAUCGUCGGCCGGCAAACACUAGCUACACCCCCCAUGGGGGAUGUCAAUGUAGGCAUGGUGGACAGAGGAGGCCAGCUGGAGGUGGAAGUCAACCAGGCCAGAGGGUUGAUGGCAAAACCGGGCUCCAAGAACAUACCAACGACCUACGUGAAGGUGUAUGUGCUGGAGAAUGGCGUGUGCUUGGCCAAGAAGAAAACCAAAGUAGUAAAGAAGAAUCUGGACCCCACCUACCAGCAGGCUCUGUUGUUUGAUGAGAGUCCUCAGGGCAAAGUUCUACAGGUAAUAGUGUGGGGAGAUUACGGGCGUAUGGACCACAAGUGCUUCAUGGGAAUGGCCCAGAUCCUUCUGGAGGACUUGGACCUGUCUGCCACAGUCAGCGGCUGGUACAAGCUGUUCCCUACCUCCUCUCUGGCAGACCCCAGCAUCGGACCCCUCACCAGACGCCUCUCUCAGUCCUCCCUGGAGAGCGCCACCAGCCCUUCUUGCACCUAAACACCUAGUAGACACCCACAUGCAGGGGCGCGCAGGCCGAGUCAUGCAGACAUGGACACACGUACUGUAAAUACACAACGACUGUAUUUGAAGUGCAGAACAGGUAGGCAUACACAUAGAAAACAUACACCCGUAUGUGCAGGAAGACACAUCUCAGAAUACUUUACUGGACAUUACUCACAUAUUCUCACUCACAGAUCAGUGUUUUCAGUUUGGAGUCAAUCAAACUUGAAGUAGACAUACUUUUCCAGAACAUGUAGCAUUUUCCACCCUCCUAUUUUAUCAUUUACUGCCAUGAAACAGCGAUCAUCCGGGUGCCAUACUCUACAUUCUAAUGGCACCAGAUUUCCGUCACAUGACUCAUCCCAGGGCCGUCCUGAUGCCAGUUUCUAAACUCUCUAUGCCAAACUAAGAAAAAACUUUAUUUUUUAAAACCAAAGCAAUUGUUAUUGUUGUUAUUCUAACUAUGAGUAGUAAGUGAAGUAGUAUACAAUAUAAAGUAUGGAUAUGUAGCAGAGUCAAUGACUUAGAUGUAAUGCAAAAAAGAAGAUACAUUCUACACACAUGGGCUGAGAGCUGAGAUAGGACAAACACAUAAACAUACCCGGGCCACAGGCUCGGAUAGUCACAUAAUGGCCAUUAUGUGAGGUAGCAACACUGCUAUUCUAUAAUUUCCACAGGGCAGAGUUUAUAUAUAGAUAUACAUAAAUAUAUAUAUGAGAUAGUUAAAACUUAUUUGUGUUUAUGUAUGUAUCGGCUGCAUUCUGCAUGUUUGCUUGCAACCCUUGUAGAGACAUUUUAAAGUGCUUCAAUCUUUUUAUUUAGCUUGCCUUGACUGAAGUGACAGGAGUGUAGUGCCACUUUAUUUUGAGAAAGGAGCACUGACUGCAGUUAGGGAGAAAGAUUGGGGCUUUAACAACAGGAAGAGCGCUAUCAUCUCCAUCUGCAAAAAGAUGACAGCAAAUCAUUCAGCCGCCCAACCGUGAGCCGAUCAACAUAUUUCUGAUCCUGCUUUUAUCGUUCGAUAAUAAAGGACUGCUUUACCACACAAAGGAAGUCUGGGAGAAGAGUCCAGCUCUUAUCUGGGGUUCUUCUGUUCCACAUACAGGGGGUGCCACAGUCUCACUCUCUCUAAAUACCAGCACGUAGACUUUUUUCAAUUUCCUGCUGACUCCCACUUUGAUGUACUUUUUCUUUUUCUUCGUAUUUGAUGAAUCUGGUCUGAUGGGAUCACAGGCAAUCACAACUACAACCUUUAACACCCCUACUUCCUUCGUUGUCACACUUUUCUUGUUACACUGACUGUAACUACGCCCUGUUGUAAAUGGGUGAACAUGUAUUUGAUUCUAGACUAGUUUUUCCUCUUUAAUAUCCGACUAUAAACACCAGUGUUACUUUGCUAGCGGGCUGAUUGUUAGCCUGUCAUGUUGUUUUGGGUGCAAUAUGUCACCCAUCAUAUUUCCUGUCAGGCAGUGUUAAGAUGGCACUUUACUGUAAAAUAUGUAUCAUGUCUAAAUAUUACAAACAUGCAGUGUCUGAACACCUGUUUAUUUAUUUAUUUUUACUUGUACUAGUUGCACUGCAGUGUGUACCUCUGGAUCUUUCUAUUGAGUGCCAGCAUGAAAAUGUAACCUGGGUGUAUCUUUCAAUUGAAGUGUAAGGGCCCAUUUAAACAGCAUACAGUUCUGCAAUUGAUUCAAAUUUUAAUCUGAGCAGUCAUGAUAUUCAUUUAUUUCAGAGAAGGUAUAACAUUUUAUGGUGUAAGCUGAGUAAAAACGUAUGUGCCAGGAUGCUAAUUUCAGUCAGAUUCAGUUGUUCUUCAAAAUGUUUGCCUUUAGGAUGACUUCAUUGUUCCAAAAACAAAUUACCUACCAUUUGAAAAAAAAGUCAAAGUCAACUAAAACCAUAAUUUUGUGAUCAUUUGAAGCUUUUACUGAUAUUUUAAAACACAAAAAGGUAAGAUGGACCUGUCAGCUGUUCAUGUAAAAUGAAGUCUUGAUUGAAAGAUGAAUCUAAGCUACCAGUGUUACAUGUUUUCUUAAAGAUGAAAACUUCUGUUUUGAAUCCAUCUUGAGGCCAACACCAAACUCCUCUGUGGUUAGAGGUGCUAAAGACUAUUGUGUUGCAGUAGUUUGAGGAAACUAAAGGCUAUUUGAAGCUUGUUUUUUCUUUUCUUACAAGCUCACCUUUGCUUGUAUCACCACCAUAUGUUCUGUUGUCCACUUCAAGCUGUCUGUGUAGUUUGUUUCUAUCUUCUUUCUGCAAAAAAGGGAAACAUGUUGUCUUUACAGCACCUAAGACCAACAGAAUUCACACUUCAGCGCUCUUUGAACUUUGGAUAAAGGGAUCCCUGGCAUUCUUGAAUUUUUUGGGGAGGAGGAUCAUUAUUUUUUUUAAAAACCUCCCAUCAUGUAUACAAAACAACCCUGUGUGGAACCAUCAAGUUGUUGGUUCCUGUUUAUUUUUAUUUUCCGGAGCUAUUCCUUGCUGGAUCUGUAACUGUAUGGUCAUGUAUAUGAAGUAAUUUAACGUACUUUAUUAAUUUGUAUCUGUUUUUGUGGAAAGCUGGCAUGAUGUAAAAAUAAGGACUUAUACUCUUGAUAUUUGCACACAUCCUCUUCAGUGAUCGCCUUUUAUGAUGACAAAAACAGCUUGGUUAAUGAGAGAGAGAAAAGAUACUGACAGAGCGUAAAACUCAAAAAAGUUACCUAUAGCCACUGUUAGACUUGAAUGUUCUCAGUAACUCUUUAAAAAACAGUUUAUAAUAUAAUAAUGUUCCAUGUUAUAUCUAAAAUUUCAGAGCUAAUAUGAGUCUGUGUGAGUCCUUUUGAGUUUUACCCUAAACAUUACCAGUUGACUGAAUGUUAAGAAUGAGUAAUGCAGAAAGAUGUAGAAUAGUCCUAUAACAGUGUUUAAAAUGAAAGUAGAAAGCGUUUACCAAAUUUUGAU
Notolabrus celidotus (New Zealand spotty) is the source of this 4188-nucleotide messenger RNA. RefSeq names its product regulating synaptic membrane exocytosis 3 (gene rims3). Gene Ontology annotation, molecular function: transmembrane transporter binding; small GTPase binding. The transcript is spliced from 7 exons. Gene Ontology annotation, biological process: regulation of membrane potential; regulation of synaptic plasticity; positive regulation of synaptic transmission. The record is from RefSeq and is a predicted model, not a curated record. NCBI's taxonomy places the organism in Eukaryota, Metazoa, Chordata, Actinopteri, Labriformes, Labridae. Bases 265 to 1239 code for a protein of 324 amino acids. Gene Ontology annotation, cellular component: presynaptic membrane; cytoskeleton of presynaptic active zone.